AUGGGGACGGUGCUGUCCCUCUCUCCGGGCCUGCGGAAAACCAGCCUUUACGACGACGGCUCCUCCAGCUCCUUGGCGCACUACCCUGGCCUGGCGGGCGCCAAGGGCAGCGGCAGCGGCGGGCAGAAGGCCGAGAAGGGGCUCAAGAGAAACUCCAUGUUCAUCCCGGCCUUGACCUGGAAGCGGCUAGUGGCCUCGACCAAGAAAAAGGGGUCGCGGGCCGGCGGCGGCGGCAGCAAGGGCCCCUCGAAGAACAACGGCAACUACGGCCACGCCAAGGACGUGGCCCAGCUGAACCACGAGAACGUCAAGAAGUCCCUCUCCUGCGCCAACCUCGCCAGCUUCGACGGGGCCGAGCCGCCGCUGGCCCCCCUCAGCUCCAAGCGCUCCUCCGGCACACUCAAGCCCGGCGUGGUCGGCGGAGGCACCUCGUCGUCCCCCCGGCGGGUGAUUGUCCAGGCGUCCACCAGCGAGCUGCUGAAGUGCCUGGGCGAGUUCCUGUGCCGCCGCUGCUUCCGCCUGAAGCACCUGUCUCCCACCGAGCCCAUCCUGUGGCUCCGCAGCGUGGACCGCUCCCUGCUGCUGCAGGGCUGGCAAGACCAGGCCUUUGUCACUCCGGCCAACGUGGUCUUCGUCUACCUGCUGUGCCGCGAGAUGAUCGACGGGGACACGGUGGGCAGUGAGCAUGAGCUGCAGGCUGCCCUGCUCACCUGCCUCUACCUGUCCUACUCCUACAUGGGCAACGAGAUCUCCUACCCGCUGAAGCCCUUCCUGGUGGAAGCCUCCAAAGACGUCUUCUGGAACCGCUGCUUGCGCAUCAUCAACGCCAUGAGCGCCAAGAUGCUUCGGAUCAACGCCGACCCGCACUACUUCACCCAGGUCUUCGCCGACCUCAAGAACGAGGGCAGCGCCAAGAGAGAAGACUUUGCCCGCAUCCUGGACCGGUGA
This is a messenger RNA of Zootoca vivipara (common lizard), 948 nucleotides long. Lineage: Eukaryota; Metazoa; Chordata; Lepidosauria; Squamata; Lacertidae. The record is from RefSeq and is a predicted model, not a curated record.